CAAGAACUGAAAAACAUUCAAGGUGAGCAGAUGACAAAACUUCAAGCCAAACACCAGGCAGAAUGUGAUUUACUUGAAGAUAUGAGGACUUUCAGUCAGAAGAAGGCUGCUAUUGAAAGAGAGUAUGCACAGUGGCCUAACAAGGUGAAAGGAUGCUAAGCUGGCUACAGGAGCUUCGAAAGGAGGAGGAGACCCUGCUGCGUCUAAAGGCGGCCUUGCACGACCAACUGAACCGCCUCAAGGUGGAAGAAUUGGCCCUCCAAUCAAUGAUAAGUUCUCGAAGAGGGACUGAGACACUGUCUUCUCAUUCUGCACCUGAACAGUUACAUGAUAUGUCAGUGCAUGUAGACAAUGAAGCAUCAAUCAAUCAAACCACACUGAAGCUGAGCACAAGGAGCCCUAUGGAGGAAGAAGAAGAGGAAGAGGAAGAAUCUGAUUCGUAAAGGGAGACAAGAGCUAGGAUGAGAUGCACAUCUGAACAGCGACAAGCAUGGGAGAGGCUUGAAAGCAACAUGGCAUGCCACUGGGCACAGGAUUUCCCCUUUGCUGCUUCCCAAAGGCUCAGAUGCUAGCGGCAUGGGUUGGUGUGCUAGGCUGGUUAAACCCAAUGGUGGAACAGAGCCAACCUGCAAAAUCUACCUCCUCAGUAUCCGAUCUCUUGAUGAAAGCAUGAACCUGUGUGCAGAAAACAAGGAAAAACUACCAGGAAGGAAAAGCAAGAGUCUCUGCCUGGGUACCACUUGGAAGAUGCUUCUAGCAUUGGCCCUUUAGCAACAAGUAGUCUAGCUGCAAGCCCAGAGACCUUCUGCCACACACAUAAGCUGGGGCAACCUUGUCUCUCUGAGCAACUCUAGUUUGUUGGAAGGUACACUCAAGGCUGCACAUGGCAUGGAGUCUGGAUCUUAAAAAGUAUCACCUUCCUAUGUCACUGCCAUCACAUAAGAACUAGAUGAAGAGUAACUCAGGAAAUGUGAGGUGAACCAGGCAGAGCUAGAAAAAGUCCUGUUCUCAGGAAGGUUAUGGAUGCUGGCCCCUCCCUGACUUGUAUCCCAGCCAUGUACCCCAACCUCAUAACUCAUAAGAGGACUUAGGAGACUGAUGUCUGGCACGGUGUAACCCCAAGCCUGACAAAAGAACAAGAGGUGGGGCAGGGCAGAAAGGGGCUCAGUCAGAUGGAUACAUAAGCUCUAUGAGACUCACCAGGAGCUGCUGUAGAUCUGCUCUCUCUGCAGGGUUCUUUAUUAAGCUGAAAAGAAGAAUGAUUAGUGUGAGUGCAUUGGUUCUCAGUCACACUGCUUAAAAAAAAAAAAAAAAAAGAAUUUGCAUUACCUUAUCAGAAUUUGCAUUAGGUACUUUAUAUUCGUUGUUUGACUUGAGAAUUACAACAGCUUUUGAAGAUACAUCAGUAUUUAUUUUUUAAAGAUUUAUUUUUAUGUUUACUUAAUGUGUAUGUCACAUGUGUGUGAAUACCCAAGGAGGCCAGAAGAGGGUGUCUCAUUUCCCAGAGCUGGAGUCACAGUCCAUUGUGAACCAACAUAUGAAGUCCCGUUCUUUGGAACAGCAGCAAGUGUUCUUAGUCACUGAGCUGUCUCUCUAGCCCCAUUGUAUUUUUUUAGUAGCCUUGAAAUUUAGAGUAAUUUUAGGAUCAUAGUCAAAUUGAGCAGAGUGCAUAGAAGAGUUCUCAAAUAUCCCUUGUCUUACACAUACAGCUUUCCCUCCUGUUAACAUCUUGUACCUAAGUGGUACAUUUGCUACGUGUGUGAAUCUGUCACAUCACAACUAUUCAGUCUAUGAUACACUAGGGUUUACUCUUGGUAUUGUACAUCCUGUGCAUUUUGAUAAAUGUAUAAUGGCAUGCAUCUUACAUUAUAGUGAUAAUCUAUAUAAUCAUAAUAAUACAUUUGCUGCCUUUAAAAUACUCUGUGCUGUUUGUCCUUCUCUACUCCCACAUCCCUUCAACUAUUGAUCCUUUUAUUGUCACCAUAGUUUUCCAUUUUUCAGAAUGUCAUAUAAUUGGCAUUAUAUAAUAUGCAGCCAUUUCAUGUUGUUUUGUUUGCUUGUUUAUUUUACAUUUAAUGAUCUUCCAUGUCAUUUAAUGACUUGCUGGCUGGUUUCUUUUUCAUGCCAGAUAUUUUAUUGUCUGAAUAUACCAUAGUUUAUCCAUUUGCCAACUGAAAGUAUUAUCCUUAUUUUAUGGAUAAUGAAAUUAAAGCUGAGAUAAGUAAAUGACUCAAGUUCACAUUUGUAUAAUACCCUCUUUGAAAAUAAACUCUAUAACCUUAAUCAGUGGUCUCUAAUGUAGAGUGCUCACAUGUGUUGAGUAUGUAUAAGAUGAUUAUAUAUAUGGAUGAGUUUUAGUGGCACCUAUGCUGUGGAUUGCUUUUGUAUAUUGUGAUAUACGACUGUUGUCUUGUGACCAAGUAAAGUAGAUUUACAGAUGAUAUUUUCUAAUAAGUUUUCUUGAAAACUUAACAGUUUAAAAUUAUAACUGGGAUCAUAAAAUUCAUGAAUAUCAAAAGUAGUUCUAAUAAUGUAUGCUCAAGCAAACACAAAGAGAGGAGAUAAAACUUAUUUUUAUAAGUUGCUUAUCACUUUAAGUGUAAUGUGAAGACAAUUAUGCCUGUCUGCCUGCCUAUCUUCCUCGCCUUCUCUCCUUCUUUCCUCCCUUCUUUCCCUUUCUGGAACUCACUGUGUAGUCUACACUGGAUUUGAAGUGGUUAUCCUGCACAUAAUAGAUAAAUCCUCCACCUCUAAGGCAUAUUCUUGGCCUUUAGUUUUUGAUACAGGGUCUCACUUUAUAGUUCAGGCCACUAUUCAACUAGCUAUGUAAUCUAGGCUGGCUUUGAAUUUGAGUUCCUCCUGCUCUAGCCUCCAAGUGUUGGAAUUAUGGAUAUAUGCAAAAUAUGCUGAGCAUGUUUCUGAAUUUCUGAGAGAGACUUGGGUAAUGGUGGAAAGAAGUAAGGAAGUGCUUUGGGGACUUGGUAAAUUAACAUUACUUAGUAGAAAUUAUGUAUGCUGCCUUGUCAGUAGAGAAAUCAAGCAUAUAUUUAUAUCUGUAUGAAAAGGAACACUAAAGUAAGACUUGUGGCAUGAUGUACAUGGGCAUUGUCUUUUACUUAAUGAAGGAUCAUGUUUAAGUGUUAGUUUUCUUGGUCUAAGGGAGUUCAACUAGUUUAAUUCUGAAGUUUCUUAGAAUUUGUUAGUGAUAGAUCGUUUUGUAUAUAUGUCAGUUUGAAAGCAUAUUUUUAAUUUAGCAGAUUUGUGUGAAAAACGUGAUUUGGUGAACCUUUGAAUACAAAUUGAAUACAAAUGUUAAAUACUAUGCUAUUCCAGAGAACUGUCAUCCUCUGUCUGAUGUAUAAAAGUAUGCUAGCUCUUGUAGAAGGAAAUCAGAACUCAUGUAUGGAAUGUAGCAUCUAAUUAACAAAAUAAAUUAGCUAUGCAUGAAAAGUUAUAAAAUACACAGUGUAACUACAACUAAGUCAGAUUUAUGUUAUUGCAUGUCACAUUCGUGGGCUGGAAAGUGUUUGCCAUGAAAUUGUAAGAAUAUAAGUUUAAUACCCAGAAUUCAAAAAAUCAGCCAUGGCAGGGCAGUGCUGGCACAUGCCUUUAAUCCCAGUACUCGAGAGACCUAUGCAGGCAGAUUUCUGAGUUUAA
Messenger RNA from Cricetulus griseus (Chinese hamster), 3657 nucleotides. NCBI's taxonomy places the organism in Eukaryota, Metazoa, Chordata, Mammalia, Rodentia, Cricetidae. The record is from RefSeq and is a predicted model, not a curated record.